AUGACCAGCAAACGCCCAUCUGAAGGCAGUCCAGAUGGUACUCCGGCCAAGCUUACCAAGUCUGAGAAUGGCGACUUUUCACGCUCUGUCCGCAAAAAGUUGACGACGACGUCGAGGACUGGUCAAGCCUGCGACCGAUGCAAGGUCAGAAAGAUACGAUGUGAUGCCCGCCCGGGUGGAUGCUCACCAUGCAUCGCCAACAAUCUCGAAUGCAAGACGACGGACCGUAUCACUGGACGCGCCACCUCACGAGGUCAUACCGAGCACAUCGAAACCGAGAACAUGGCCUUGAAGCAACACAUUAACGACUUGCGACAGCAGCUCAUUGACUCGGGACAUGAUCCUCGCCCUGCGCCAAUCAUGCCUCUAGGCUUCGUCGGCAGUGGUGGACAGCCUGCCUACGCUUGGCCCCAGCAAAUGUUCGACCUCUCGACCAUCCUCGGAGCCGAUACCCACCUUGAUCCGGCAAAGUCUCGCGCCCGCACCGCUGCCCUGCCCGAUUAUCGCAACAACUCCCUUGGCGACAACUAUCUCGGUAUCUCUGGCGCAAACGAAUGGCUGUCUCCCAUCAAGGGUACCUCUGUCGCUCUCUUCGGCAUGGAGCUGGAUCUCGUCGACUUCGUCACCAACGACAAUGAUGAAGCCUUCUCGCCCACAUCAUAUGAGAACUUCCUCAGUAUCGCUUUCAAGUCGUCGCAAGAACGUCCACCACCACCGUCAUUCCCUUCGUACCGCGAGUGCAAGGCCCUUUGCGAGUGGUACUUCAUCUCGGUCAACUGCCAUGCGCCAAUCGUCCACAAGCCCGAUGUUUUGGACAUGGUCGACCGCCUCAACUCGGACGAGGUCUACCAGCCAGAUAUUAGUGAGACUGUACAGCUGCAUAUGAUCAUCGCCAUGAUGUUGUUCCAGUCUUCGGUCAGAAACAGCCGUCCGACUGAGUGGGCCGACCACUACCGUUAUGCUGCCAGCUUCCUUCCUGAUCUGAUGGCUAAGCGUACCCUGCCUAACAUUCAGGCUAUUGCUUUGAUCUGUCUACAUCUGAGGAACUUUACCAAGCCUGGUGCUGCUUGGUUCAUGUCAACCCUGACACUCAAUCUUUGUGCUGAAAUGGGUCUUCACAGAUCUGUUAGUGCUUGGGGAAAGUCCAGCCCCGAGUUCAGCGAACAUGAGAUCGAAAUGCGCAAGCGUGUCUUUUGGAGUGUUCUGGUCAUCCACACAUCUAUCAGCAACAAGCUUGGUCGACCACUGGCUAUGCGUCUCGAAGACUUUGAUGUGGAGUUUCCCAAAGCUCUUGACGACAACACUGGCAACGAAGCAUCUUGCAUUGAUGAAUGGCACAAGUGCUCGUACCGUGUCGCAUGUCACAACUUCAAGUGGGUGUUGCUUGUCAUCCAAGUUCAGACUUCGAUCUACUCGGUCCGCGCUCCUCCUCAUUCAUAUGAGCUCACCAUCCAGAAACUCGAGCGCGAUCUUGAUUACUUCUUGAAGAGCAUUCCGAUCGAGCUAUCCGGUGGUCCCGAGACUGCUCAAGAUGAUAGGGCCUGUUCGCUGUAUCUACAGUUCGGUGCACAGGAGUUGAACUUGCUCGUCCAUCACCCUGCUGUGUGUCGCACACAAAACACCGAUGUGAACAACAAGAACUUGGAUGUCUGUUUGGAUGCUAGCGCCAAGUUGCUACACAUUGCACAGAGCAUGCGUGCCUUGAGAGCUCUCGACACUACUUGGCUCAAUGCAACCGUCUGGUUAUCUGCCAUGUUUGUUACGCUUUUUGCCUACAACCAGCGCAAGGAUCACAUCACAUCCACUGAUCUCAAUGCUCUCAAGGACACCAUGGAGCAGUGGUUGAGCAUCAUCGGCGAC
Molecule: messenger RNA, 1860 nt
Organism: Aureobasidium namibiae CBS 147.97
Lineage: Eukaryota; Fungi; Ascomycota; Dothideomycetes; Dothideales; Saccotheciaceae
Exons: 2
Biological process (GO): DNA-templated transcription; regulation of DNA-templated transcription
Molecular function (GO): DNA binding; DNA-binding transcription factor activity, RNA polymerase II-specific; zinc ion binding
Source: RefSeq, a predicted model, not a curated record